UUUGCAUCCAUGUCCUUAAAAUAUACUCGUACUAUUCUUAAACGCCCCCAUUACUUUUUUCCCGCCUUAUUAUUAUUGUUAUAUAUUUAUUUUAUAAGUCCCGCCUAAACUAUUAAAGGGCGCGCAAAAGAUUUAAAACAAAAAAAGAAAAAGCAUAAAAUCAAAUUGUUCAGCAACCAAAGAACAGAGUCAGAAAACAACCCAAAUUCUAGAGAGAGAAAGAGAGAGAUCAUGGAUGCGAAGAAAGCAGGAGCUUCGUUGGAUUCUUUGAUCUCUGCGUUCAAUUCUCGAAUUUCUGAGCUUCAAAAUCUCGUCAUCGCUCGAAACAUGUACCCUGCGAGCAGCGUCUCGGAUUUGUCGGCCGUCGACGUCGAAUUGACGGCGAUGGAGCUUCAGGUGCAGGGAAUCAAGGACCGCUUGCGAGAAGAAACCCUAGUUAUCCCCAAAGCUAAGAAAGUGAUCGAUGACUUGCUGAAGCAGCAGAAGAAAUUGCAGAGCAUGUCAGUAUACGUUCCCUCACGUAUUCCUGAAAGAUUGCCAACACUGAACUUGGACAACAACAAAUGUUUGCAGCCAGAGGUCUCUAAACAGGAUGCUUGUUUUGGGUCUUUGAAGCUUGAGGAGGAGCCUGCACCACCUAAGGAGAAAAAGGGUCGCUCUCCACCAUUAUGGUUCAUAACUGACGUUGAACUGGAUUUAUUGCCCUCAUACAUGAAAGGUAGGCUUACUCUUGAGAAGAUUAAUGCAGCUAUUAAUGACAUGGCAACCUAUGCUGAAGCAAAUGCUCAGAUUAUAGCUGCUCCCAAGAAGAAGCUUGCAGAAAAUCUUUGGGAGAAAGCCCUUGAACUAAGAGACAUUGCCAUGACGGAAGCAGUCAAAGGAAAACAUUUCAUUAUUGAAAGCGAUAUUAAGGGGCCGGCCCUGAAACGUGACAACACAGGCAAAGCAAUAAUAACUGUCCUUCGUCAUCUCGGGCGUAUAAGCGAGGCACGGAUUGGACACAAACGUGUCUUCAUUCUUGUGAGGCCUUAAUAAGGCAACACACGUUGGUUGCGUGGGCAUGGCAUAUCUGCUUAUGCCAUGCUAAGUGCUAGAAGUUUUCGGUAGGGCUAAGAUGUAAUGACUGUAAAAGAUUAUGUUCGAUUAGUUUUCGGUAGGACUAAGAUGUAAUGACUGUAAAAAAUUAUGUUAGAUUUCCAUUCCUUUUAUACAUUUUUUAUAUUUUGCUCGCCUUCUUUCUUUUGGUGUUUGCAAGCAUGGUGGACAGUUUGAAUCCCUCCCCCAAGUUCAA
Morus notabilis is the source of this 1291-nucleotide messenger RNA. Its product is annotated as spindle and kinetochore-associated protein 1 homolog. Gene Ontology annotation, cellular component: outer kinetochore; spindle microtubule; mitotic spindle. Gene Ontology annotation, biological process: chromosome segregation; mitotic cell cycle; regulation of microtubule polymerization or depolymerization. The transcript is spliced from 9 exons. The coding region runs from base 232 to 1032 and encodes 266 amino acids. The record is from RefSeq and is a predicted model, not a curated record. Gene Ontology annotation, molecular function: microtubule binding. Lineage: Eukaryota; Viridiplantae; Streptophyta; Magnoliopsida; Rosales; Moraceae.